Messenger RNA from Entamoeba histolytica HM-1:IMSS, 3600 nucleotides. Its product is annotated as protein tyrosine kinase domain-containing protein. Gene Ontology annotation, molecular function: ATP binding; protein kinase activity. The transcript has a single exon. Bases 1 to 3600 code for a protein of 1199 amino acids. The record is from RefSeq and is a predicted model, not a curated record. Gene Ontology annotation, biological process: protein phosphorylation. NCBI's taxonomy places the organism in Eukaryota, Evosea, Mastigamoebida, Endamoebidae.
AUGCUUUUUAUUACUAUACUAAUUCUUAUUCUUGUUAAUGCUCAACAAGUGAGUGAAGCAGAAUUUGAUAAAGAACCUAUUUGUGGAGAUGGAAUUUGGGAUUCUUUUACUGAACAAUGUGAUGGAAGUAAUGGAUGUGGAAAAGAUUGUGUUUGUAAAAAAGGAUAUACACCAGACAAGAAAGGAAAUUGUAUUAUGUCAUGUAUGUUUGGUAAAAAUUGUAUCAAUGGAUGUACUAAACCUGAUGUUUGUAUGUUAUGUGAUGAGAAAAAUGGAUAUACAAGAGAUUGUACAGGAUGUCAGCCAGGAUAUAUGUGGUUUGGAGAAGGAAAUUGUUCCAUUUAUGAUGCUUCAAAUAUUCAAGGAUGUAGAAAAUUUAUUGAUGAAUCAAAUAAUUUAACAACUGAACUUGGACUUUCUGAAAAUCCAUUUAUUAUUAAUUUGGAUCAAAAAAGAGUAGAUAAUAAACCACUUUCUUAUAAAGUAAUUAUUCCUGAAUUACCUGUUGAAAGAAGAAAACUUCAAUUGACUCUUUGUUCAAGAUUUGUUGAUCCAACACGUCCAUAUACUUAUGGAGUAUGGGUUCAAUUAAAUAGUGAUAAAGGAGCAAAAGUCAAUAUUGAAAUCAACAAAAGAUAUACAGUAGAUGAUAUAAAUCUUGCAGAUGCUCAACAAACAAAAAUUGGAACUGAACUUGUUCUUGCAACAACUGAAAAAUGUUUACCAUCUUUCUCAGAAAAAGAAAGUAGAGAAUGUCUUUAUAGAAAUGGAGGAAUUUCAGAAUAUAUUCGUAAUCCUCGUUUAACAGCUAUUAUUAAUCCAAAAGUACCAUAUUAUGUUUUUAUUCAUUCUCGAUAUGCUUCAAUGACUAUUCCUUCUUUUACUCUUUAUAUUUCUGAUACUCAUCAUAGUUGUUCAAGUACUUCUUUUACUAUUUCUUGGAAUUCUAUAAUAAGUCCAAAUGGUUUUAGAGGUUCUUAUAACUUAGAAAAUGCCGUUAUUUCAAGAAAUAUUUGUAAUCCUUCGACAAAUAAAGGAUUUUGGUUUAUGAUUGAAGGAAGUGAUCAAAUAAUAGAUAUUUCUACUUGUGACUCUGGUGCUUUUGAUGUUACACUUGAUUUUAUUGAAGCAAAAUUAAGUGAUUAUGGAUUAGUUGAAGGAUCUCUUGAUAAUAUUUCUAUUGAUUGUAAUUCUGCACCAACAAAAUGUCUUGCAACAAGAACAUAUGGUUGUGGUGAAAAUUCUCGUCUUGCUAGACUCAUUCAAAAACUUGAUCAUGAACAUCUUUAUUUCUUAUAUCUUGAAAUAAAUGAAGAAUAUGCCGCAACAAUUAAUUUAACAAUUAAAACAACUUGUCCACAUGAUUGUGGUGAACAUGGUAUUUGUUCAACUAGUUCUGGACAAUGUGAAUGUAUUGAUGGAUAUAUUUUAAAUGAUAGAGUAUGUACAUUAUGUGGAAAUGGUAAAUUAGAUAAAGAUGAAGAAUGUGACCCUUCUGUUGAAGGAUAUAAUGAUAGUCGAUGUACUGAUGCAUGUGCAUGUCGAUAUGGAACACAACCAAUGGAAAUUGAUGGUGUAGUAAAGUGUGCAGUUCCAACAUGUGGUAAUGGACAAGUUGAUGAUUUUGAAGAAUGUGAUGGAGGAUAUGGAUGUGAUCAUUGUGUUUGUGUUAAUGGAACAAAAAAAUAUGCAAAAGCUAGAGCUGGUUGUAUUCUUGCUACAUGUGGAAAUAGAAAAUGGGAUGAAGGAGAAGAAUGUGAUGGAGGAGAUGGAUGUAUUGAAUGUGAAUGUCAACCUGAUUGGUAUACACAAGAUAAAGCACAUUGUAAGAAUGUAUCAAAAUCACUUACUAAUUUCUUUUUUUGGGGAAUAGGAAGUAUAGUUUAUGUUCUUUAUUAUAUCUUUACUUUAAUACUCUUCUUACUUUUGUAUAUUAGAUUAACUAGAAAAAUUAAACAAGAAAUUGAUGAUGAAAAACUUAUUAUCUUUGAGAAUACAAUCAUUCCAUUUGAUAAAACAAAUUCACAAUAUAUUGAUUUAAAACAAGAAAAUCCUUAUUUCUCUUUCUCAACUAAUACAAUUGAUUUUGGUGAUAUAAGACCUGAAAUUGAUGAACCAAUAGACUAUCCUCUAACUUUAACAAACAAUUGGAAAUAUCCAAUGCAUUUCACAUUCCAUUCUGGUGAUUAUACAAAAUAUGAAAUUAUGUGUAAACCAUUCACUGGAACAAUUAGACCAAAGGAGAGUGUUGAUCUUUCAAUUUCAUUUAUGGCAAAAUGUACUGCAUUAUUAAAUGAAAAAGUUCCUAUUACAAUACGUUAUGGUCAACUUCAAAAUGUAUUAAAAGAUAUUAAAAAAGAAAAUCCUGAAUUAAUUGCACAUUGUUCACAAUCAAGUCAAAAUAGUGAAAGUGAAGGAAAGUCCCAAACUUCAGGAACAAAUGGUUCAAAUUCAAUCAAAAAAUCUCAUAUUUCAAAAUCAACUCCAUCAGGAAGUGGUAAAUCAGGAUCAUCUCAUGAAUCGGAUUCAAAGAAAAAAGGAAAAUCUAAAGUAUCUAAAUUCCAUGUUUAUUUAAAUCUUCAAGUUGAAUCUGCUCUUUCUACUAAAUUAGAUUAUGAAGAAAUUCAUUUACAACAUCCACCUAUUGGUGGUGGUACAUUUGGUAUUGUUUAUCGUGCUGAAUGGAGAGGAGUUGAUGUUGCAGUUAAAGUAAUGAAAACUGAUUUAGUUGGUCUUGGAGAGCUUUUACCUAAUUUCAUGCAAGAAGCAGAAAUGAUGGAACGUAUUCGUUGUCCAUAUAUUGUAAAUUUCAUUGGAAGUGUAGUAACUGCUGAUACAUUAUGUCUUGUAACCGAAUUUUGUCCAUUAGGAUCAUUAAGAAAAUUCAUGAAAACAAAUCCAAUGAGUGAUUUAUUAAAAGUUAGAUUUUGUCAAGAUAUAGCACGUGGUAUGGAAUAUUUACAUCAAAAUGAUAUUCUUCAUCGUGAUUUAAAAACUGAUAAUGUUUUGGUUUAUUCUAAAAAUCCACAUGAUCCUAUUACUGCUAAAGUUACUGAUUUUGGUACUUCUCGUUCAUUUAUUGAAUCAUCAAAUACUAUUGCUUUACAAAAUAUUGGUACACCUGUAUAUAUGGCACCAGAAAUUAGUAGAAAAGAUCAAAUGACAUUAAAAUCAGAUGUAUAUUCAUUUGCUAUUUGUAUGUUAGAAAUUUGGUUAGGAAGAGAUCCAUAUGAUCCAAUGAAAUUCCCUGAUUCAGAAUCAAUAUUAAGAUUUGUAGGUGCUGGAAAACGACUUCAUGUUAGUACUGACUGUAUUCUGAAAGGUAUUAUUGAAAAAGCAUGGAAUCACAAACCAUCAGAUAGACCUACUUUCAAAGAAUUAGGAACAGAAUUAGAAGCUAUUUACAAAAAGACUUCUGAUAAAUCAAAAUCAGAUUCUCAUAAUAAAAAUCAUUCUGAAUCAACAAAAACUAACACAAAAUCUAAAGAUAUUUCUUCAUCGGAAAUAAAAUUAACAACAAAUACUACUACAAAUACAGUUGAAGAUCAAGGAGAGAGUAUUGAAGCUUCUGCUUCAUCUCAAAUGGUAGACAAUAAUUAA